AGGAGAAGCACCGCUGAAUUUCCAGAAGGACUUGCGGAUGAGAAGUUGAAUGAAAGUAUUCCCGAAAUUGCACAACGUUCCAUCAAAUUUGGUAAUAUGCCCAGUUACAGAGAGGAGAAGAGGAAACGUAAGAAGAACAAGCGUGUUUACGAUGCGUUACAACGUAUCAAUGAAGCGAGUGAUGAACGCGAUACCGUAUCGCUGAAAUCACGAGAAUCUGGUAGUAUUGGACAUACGCCUGGCCCAGGUAGUGCAGUGGGAUCGGCCGUAAGCUAUUCGGAAUCACCUUAUGCAUCCAGGCAGCCGAUGCUCUCUACAAUGAUGAACGGUUCACCGGCAUCACUACUGAAGAAGGAACAUUCUGGAAGCAGACGUUUGUUUUCUGAAAGUGAACUAUACGGUGGCAGAACCGAAUGUUGUAGUGAUAUAAUUCAAUCACCUUCAAGAUGUUCUGUUAUCAACAAUCAUCUCAAUGGUAUGCGAUAUGAUCGAGCGAGGAAUGGUUACAGUACUGAUUCAGAAAUCGGUAAUUCUUUGAUUUUGGUUUUUAGCAGCUUUUAA
Anisakis simplex (herring worm) is the source of this 561-nucleotide messenger RNA. Lineage: Eukaryota; Metazoa; Nematoda; Chromadorea; Rhabditida; Anisakidae. The record is from the annotation of a GenBank genome assembly.